CGUGCAUGUGUAGAGCAGGAAGGGAAAUCCUGAACUGCAAAAAAGGGCAGACGCACACACACAUUCAGCAUACUGAGAUUAUUUAACCCCUCAAAAGGAGGCUAGAAAAAUUACUUAGAAGGACCACUUACUGAGAUCAUGUGCACUCAAAUUAAGCUGAAAUUAUAGAAUACUGGGUUUGCCUUCCAAAACAGUAGCACGUACCGGUCUACUUAAUGUAUAUGCAAUAGUUUAGAAAGAUAAAGAUGUCCUUUGCGAUGCUGCGCUCCGCCCCCGGCAGGUUCCUCUACUCUGAGAUCAGCAUGCUCUCCGAGGACGAGGACGGUGGUAGCGAGAGCUCGGGCUCCGACGACAAGUCCUUCCUGCUGGAAGGCUCUGGCUACGAGAUCAAGGUGGGAGGCAAACGCAAAUCAGGCACCCGGAGGGUCACCCAGCAGAUCGCAGUGGGAGAAACGCGGCACAGGAAUGCAGCCAACGCCCGCGAGAGAGACCGCACCAACAGCGUGAACACAGCCUUCACUGCGCUCAGGACCAUGAUCCCCACAGAGCCUGCCGACCGCAAGCUCUCCAAGAUCGAGACCCUGCGUCUGGCUUCUAGCUACAUCUCUCACCUGGGCAACGUGCUGCUGGUGGGGGAGGCAUGCAGAGACGGGCAGCCCUGCCACACCACCUCCUCAUACUACCAGCACAGCAGCCAUGGCAGGGACAGCGAUGGCUGCCAGCCCAAACACAUCUGCACCUUCUGUCUCAGCAACCAGAGGAAAAUGAGCAAAGACAGAAAAACAGCCUUACGAAGUUAAUAAUAAACAGUAAGAAAAAAGGAAAAUAUAGAAAAUAAAUCAAUUAAAAAGGAGAAACAACAUGUGAACUAGCGAUUAAGGUUAAAAACAUUUGGACAGAUGGAAUAUGGAAUAUCCACAUGGAAUAUACUAGCAUGUGGAGCUGUGCUUUACACAGAGGUACAAAUUCAACUUCACGCAGACCUGAAAACAGAACAACAUAAAAUAUUUUAGACUGGAAAUGAAUGUCAUUUAAAAGCUACCGAAGCCUUUCCUGCUAUGGACACACAAGGGCCACUUUGGAGGCUGAGAGGAUCCAAUGCAGAGGACUAGAUGAGGGAAAAGACGGCUUUAAAAGCAGAAACACAACCAUGCGUUUAAGAACAAAAACAUUAUUCAACGUGACUGGAACCCCUCAUCGAUUCCUCUCUCCUUUCUGUCAGUGUGGCGCUGGCGCAGUAAACAGGAAACUAAUUCAGAACACAUUUCCAGACAAUAACUCUAAUAAGCCUUUACUUGCCAGGACUUUAUGAGCCCAGCUGUUUCUGGACCCGGACGUGGUACAUGCAUUCCGGAAGCUUUUGCACUUUUAUAAAAGGAGGCUGCGAGGAACGGGGCGACCCUUUCACUAAACUUGUUUGUGCCUUUUCCUUUCUAAAUCAAUACAUGCUGGAUUUUCAUGUACUUGAUGUUCUAUACUAAUAAAUGGUAAAUAUUUUGUUGAAAAAAUAAGUUACAUUUAUAUACAAAUACUUCAGGGUUUUUUUGGGGUUUUUUUUCCCCAAUAUUGCCAAUUCUAGCAAUAACCAUCUUUUCUAAAAGUAUGUUCCAUGCUUUUUCAGUUUUGCAUUGUGACAAUACAUUAAAAUGAUGUAGCAUUAUGUAAUGCAGCUUUGUUCUCAUAAUUACUCUGUCAACCCAGUUAUGUUGGAACACGUGGAAAAUGCUUCAGUGUACAUGAAAACCAGCAGCCGGUACAGCAGGAGCAUACUGUACGAUUCACGUGAAGACUGGGAAAAACAUGAUUAUAUGCAACACAUGCAUUCUUAUAUUUAUAUCAUCUCUGUUUGUAAAUCCAGAUAUUCUUCAGUUCAUUCUUAUUUCAUGAUUUUUGGUAAGUGAACAUAAGAAAAGCUACGAACAAGAGAAGCCUUCCAAUGUUAGUCCUAUUACCACAUCACACCUCUAACCAGUGGGCCACUUGUAUUUCACACACAAGCCUGGCACAGUACCCAGCAACACCAGACUCACCUUGCACAGGAAAGUCUACUGGGUCAGAAAUCUGAAUUUAUGAUGGGAACAAGAGUAGCAGUCACCUGUGCCACACUGUCAGAACGUUCUGCCCAGAAGCAAAGCCGUGGUAAAAAGGUCAUUGUGUGACUCCAAUAAAUACUGGUUAGCAGUUUUUGCAGAGGACUCCCCCUACGCGUUAAUAAAAUAUCUGGUGCGAAUUAGGAACGCCGAUUCAGCAUGUGCAAUUCGAGCCAAGCUUGUCGGAUCCUUUAUAAACCUUAUCCUGUUGCCUCCUCAAGCAAAAACAAUUCUCCCAGCCUUCUCCGUGACAUAUCCAACUCGGAGCACAUAUCGCGGCAGCCUGACCCGACCACCGGAGCAGACUCUGGAGACCAAGACCCAAUUAGUUUCAUUCUAAUUCGAUUCUACAGUGCCAACUGCAAGUUUAUUCUGAACAGCAUAUCUACCAGAAGUAGUGCUACAGUACUUAAUAUCAACAUUUUCUUUCAGAGGAAAAGCUGCACAGCUGCAAUGUAUAGCAACAGAAGUGGGACCUGGCCAAAACAAGCCAGUCCAAGGGAGACGUGGAUUA
Messenger RNA from Polyodon spathula (Mississippi paddlefish), 2604 nucleotides. Its product is annotated as basic helix-loop-helix transcription factor scleraxis-like. Gene Ontology annotation, molecular function: RNA polymerase II transcription regulatory region sequence-specific DNA binding; DNA-binding transcription factor activity, RNA polymerase II-specific; protein dimerization activity. NCBI's taxonomy places the organism in Eukaryota, Metazoa, Chordata, Actinopteri, Acipenseriformes, Polyodontidae. The coding region runs from base 246 to 800 and encodes 184 amino acids. Gene Ontology annotation, biological process: developmental process; regulation of transcription by RNA polymerase II. The record is from RefSeq and is a predicted model, not a curated record. The transcript is spliced from 2 exons.